AUGGCCGAAGGAAUUAAAUAUCCCCAAACAAUUAAUUUAACAAUUAAUUUAAAUAAACAAUUCGAGAUUACUUAUGUUCAUUUAAAGUUUAUUUCUCCACGUCCUGAAAGUUUUGUUAUUUAUAAGAAAAAUAAAAAUAAUGGAAAUGAAUGGAUACCUUGGCAAUAUUAUAGCGGUUCAUGUCUUUCAACAUUUAAAUUACCAGAAAAAGCUCCAAUACUUCCCGGAAACGAAGCUAUAGCCCAAUGUACAAAAGAAUUUUCUGAUAUAUCUCCAUUAACUGGGGGAAGGAUUGCUUUUUCUACUUUAGAGGGAAGGCCUUCUGCUGAAAAUUUUGAAGAAAGUGAAGAAUUACAGGAUUGGGUAACUGCUGAACAAAUAAGAAUAUCUUUAGUUAGAAUGAAUACUUUUGGUGAUGAAAUAUUUGGAAAUAAAAAAGUAUUAAGUUCUUAUUAUUAUGGAAUUAGUGAUUUGGCUGUUGGUGGAAGGUGUAAAUGUAAUGGACACGCAAAUAAAUGUAUUAAAUCAACAGGAAAGGGAAUACCUCAAAAAUUGAUUUGUGAAUGUCAACAUAAUACAAGAGGAAUAGAUUGUAAUGAAUGUGCUCCUUUUUAUUUUGAUAGACCUUGGAGGCCAGCAACUUCUUUUGAGGCUAAUGAAUGUUUACCUUGUAAUUGUAGUGGACGUUCUAAAAAAUGUUUUUUUGAUCCAAAACUUUUUGAAGAAACUGGACAUGGGGGACAUUGUUAUGAAUGUUUGGGGAAUACUGAGGGUGUAAAUUGUGAACGUUGUCUUCCAAAUCAUUGGCGUUCUCCAAAUAAUAAUUAUUGUAAACCUUGUAAUUGUAAUGUUAAUGGAUCUUUAAAUAAUGGAAAAUGUAAUGAAAAUAAUGGAAUUUGUAGUUGUAAAAAUGGAGUAACUGGGAAAUAUUGUGAUAAAUGUUUAGAUGGUUAUUUUGGGUUUGGAAUUAAUGGUUGCAAGUAA
Messenger RNA from Meloidogyne enterolobii, 984 nucleotides. The record is from the annotation of a GenBank genome assembly. Lineage: Eukaryota; Metazoa; Nematoda; Chromadorea; Rhabditida; Meloidogynidae.